Molecule: messenger RNA, 3624 nt
Organism: Dentiscutata erythropus
Lineage: Eukaryota; Fungi; Glomeromycota; Glomeromycetes; Diversisporales; Gigasporaceae
Source: the annotation of a GenBank genome assembly
AUGGCAAUAAGACGUGUUGGGGCACGUCCACGUAAUCUAGAAAACGAACUUCCUCCCUUAGUACCUGUCAAUAUUUGCUCUGCUCAUCAACAGAGAAUCGUCGCUUCUGCAGUAUUUUGUGGAAUAUUAGCGUUUAAAGGAUAUAAUUAUAUUCAUUGUAAUGAGACAGCGCCAUUACUUGGAAUAUUAACCAAAUGGUGCAUUUUGGACGCCUCAUUUUUCCUCGGUUUAUAUAUAUUUCGGAUACCAUGGCUUCAAAAACGUCUUUGGUUUUGGAUAUUAUUCUUUAUCGUUUCGCUUAUAGUCAAUGCUACUAUACUUCAACCUCGAUGGAUUUAUGAUGUUGGUCUAACAAAAUACAUAUUAGAUUUAUUAAAUUCUUUUUAUAUGAUUAUACGGAAACAAUAUAUUCGAUUAAAAGGCGAGAAAGUCCGUGCAGUCAUUGUAAGAUAUAAUUCAUCUCACAUUGUUGGAAAACAUAGUGUUCGUCUUUUACCUUACGCUACUGCAAAAUUAAAUCCAGAUGAUGAUAAAUUAUGCUUACAAAGAUCAAGUAUUAGAAAAAAACCUGCGAUUAAAUUACCAAUUUUAUUCAAUAAAACAUCUCCAAACUCAAUUCGUUAUUCAAGAUUAGAUUUUGAAACUGGAAAUAGAACUAUGCAUGAUGUUUAUUCAAAAGAGAUUGAACAGCAUCGUAUGACUGAUGUGGUUCAUGAUGGUGUUCAUUUAGAAUACGUAGAUAUUCCAGUUAAUCAACCAGGUGUAUAUCAACUUGAAGAAGCAUUAGAUAAAGAUGGAAUGGGAAUCAAAAUAUAUAAAAGAGAUGUAACUAUAGUAUAUUGCCCAAUGGCAAAAUUUAUAUUAAAAUCUGGUCCAAAUCUAUGUGUUGAGGAUGAUAUACAUGUUGACCUAAUAUUACAAGGCGUACCCCCUUUAAAUGUAAUCUACGAACGACGAAUAAACAAUUAUGUACAUAACAUGACUAUAGACAGUAUUGGUCCUGAGCAUUAUAUUUCUCCUCCAAUUCGAUCAGAUCAAGAAGCUAUGACCUUGGCAUCAUCUGGAAAUUAUCAGUGGGCUCAUGAUCAAAUAACCGAGGUUCGGUUGAAUCUUUCUGCUGAAUUCGUUGCCGAUUAUUGGCUGAAAGUUUUACAGCUUCAGGAUGUAUUAAAUAAUACAAUUAGUUAUAAAAAUGAUCAAAAUCCAAAUGUUAAUGUUAGGUUUUCAGUUUACACACGACCUACCGCGAGUUUUAUGUCUGACAUUUCAAUAUAUGUUCGCCCUAAACAAACUGCUAAAAUUCCAUUAGACUUGCAGGGUCAAGAACCAUGGAACGUUAAAAUUGGGUAUUGGUCUGAGGAUGUUACUGAAAAUGAUGAUGCAACAAUUAUAAAGCCAAGUGAAGAAUUUGAUAUAACUAUAAAUAAUCCGGAAACAGAAAAUUUGAUUAAAGUACAAAAACCUGGAAUGUACAGGAUUCUUUCAGUAUCAGAUUCUAAAUGUGCUGGCCAAGUUUUAGCACCUUCUUUUAAGAAUGUAAUUCUCGCCUAUCCACCCACUGUCAAGUUCGAUGUCAUCCCUAUACCUGCUGAUGAUUGUCCUGGAGAAGUGGGUGUCGAAGUAAUCCUUUCAUUAACUGGAACUCCACCUUGGCAAGUCGAAUAUUCAGUAAUUUCUCAAAAUAAAGAAAAAAAAGAAUAUAUAAAAAUUGAAAAGUCAAGACAUUCAAUGAUUAUUAAACCAACUACUUCAGGACAAUAUGAAUAUAGAUUUUUUCGUUUAAUGGAUUUUAUUUAUCGUGAAGGUGUUAAAAUAGAUCAUAAAUUCUCUCAAACAGUACACCCGAAACCCAAUGCCGCUUUUAGAGGCUUAAAAAAUCGAAUGUUGAAUGGUUGUGUUGGAAGCCGCAUCGACUUGGAAGUAGAACUUGUAGGAACUGGUCCCUUCACGUUAAUAUAUGAAGUAGUAUUUAAUAGAAGGAUUAACGCGUUCACAAUUGCUGAUAUCCGAGGUUCAACUCAUGUACUUACAUCUCCACCUUUUGAUAAUCCAGGCUUAUACACCGUAACAUUGGUGAAGAUUACUGAUUCAAAAGGAUGUAGUCAGGUCUUAAAUUCUUCUGAUUACGUGACCAUUAACGUUAAAAAAGAUAGACCAACUGCUGGAUUUAGACAUACACAUGAGAUUAUCACAUUCCUUGAAGGACAUGACGUUAAAUUACCUUUACAAUUAACUGGGCAUGCGCCUUGGAAUAUUUCUUACCGUUAUCACGGUGAUGUUGAAAAGGUUGAAAGAAAAUCAGAAAUUGCUGAUCCUAAUUCAUUCUUAACUGUGUCAGAACAAGGUGUUUAUGAGUUAUUAGAAGUCAAAGAUUCUUUUUGCUAUGGCAGAAUAAUACCUGAAAUGAAGGAAGUUGAGGCGAGAUGGCUGCCACGACCAUCGUUAAGAAUAGCAGAAGAUGAUGCUGAACCAUUGCCUCAAAAAGGUCAUUAUCAUCGUAGGAAUGUUUGUGAAGGAUCCGAUGAUUCGGUUGGUUUGGUCAUGGAAGGUCGAGCACCAUGGGAAAUUUAUUAUAGAAUAAUUACAAGUGAUGAAGAACUAACGCGUCAUCAAACAGUUGGAUAUACAACCACUAAAAUACGGCUUAUGACAAAUAAAGCUGGAAGGCAUCUUUAUAAUUUCACUAGUAUUGCUGAUGAUGUUUACAUUGAACCAAGCCCAAUAUUAUUAACUCUUGAACAAACUGUUAACGCUAAACCGGUUGCUAGAUUUCUUUCAGCGGAUACAAUGUUUCAUUGUGUUGAUGUUCCAUUUACAAAUAAAGAUAUUAAGAUUCAAUUAGAUGGUGUACCGCCUUUUAGUCUAACGUUUGAAGUUGCGCAGGAAAGCAGCAAUAAGAUGGAAACUCUAAAGAUCGAAGAAAUUUACGAAUCCGUAUAUAAUUUUCAUCCGUCAACAAGAUUUGCAAAAAUUGGAAAUUAUACUAUAACAUUAGUUCAUAUAGUUGAUUCUCAUGGUUGUAGCAAUACAUUACAAGGACCAAAUAAUAAAAUAUCUAUUCAAGUUACUGACGUGGCAUCAAUUGAUCGAACGUUCCUACAACAAAUCCAUUGCGUUGGUGAUUUACUAAUUUACAAGCUACAAGGCAUGAUUCCAUAUAACAUUACUCGUGAAUAUAAUGGAGAAGUACUACACACAAUUUCAAAAACCCACACAUACACUUUUGGAGCAGAUAAACCUGGAAAUAUGACAAUAACUAAAGUUUGUCACCAAGGAAAUCAAUGUUGCGGAUAUGUAUCAAAUUUAACAGAGAUUAUUUAUGAUCUUCCAACCGCUAUUGUCUCCGAAGGCAAAGAUAUUAUAUCAGAUAUUAGAGAAGGAGACAAAACUGAAAUUAUUGUCAAUUUUAUUGGUACCCCACCUUUCGAAUUUACCUACACGAGAAGCGAGUUAUUGAUUAAUGAAAAAAAAGAACGUAAACCAGGUCGUGUUCUUGAAACUCUUACGGUCCUCAACAUUCAUCAAUACCAGCAUUCAAUUUUUACUUCACAACAAGGUGUAUUUCAAGUAACCCGUGUAAAAGAUCGAUACUGCGAAUAUCCACCUAGUUCGGGUAGAAGAUAA